UUCAGCGGCAAAGAAGACGGUUCCGCCAUGGCUUCCAGUAGGUCGUUCUCCACUCUUUCCAACAGCAGUUUCUCACUGUCGCCUUACCUGGGCGAUCGUCUAACGUCUACGAUUUCUGAGGCUCAAGCGAAGGUGAUGUCUAAAAUGGACCAGCUGCACAAGAAAUCUGGCGGCUUGGCGAAGCUCAAAUCCAGUGUCUUUUCCGUCGUUAACGACAUAAAAAGUCUGAGGAGUUUCGAGCAGCUCGGUUAUCCGCUGCGUGCCAGUUCAGGGUCGCUGAACACUUCGGACACUGCAUCGGUAGCUGCUGGAGACCGGAAGUACGCUAACGAAGAUGUGGCUUCUGUGAAAGUCGACGAAUGUUCGCUGUGCAUGAAGCAGGUCGGCGACGACGAGAUUCAGGUCGUACAUGACCCAGCGUUUCAGCUGAGCUCUGGCGAAACGGGCACCCUGCUGAACUACGACAGUAACGGCAUGUGGGCCAGGGAAACGACGUGUGACGCCACCGAUGGAGUUGAGGUUCUGAUGUGUUCAAGCAGUAAAUGCAGCCAGUGCGGUCUUUUGUUGUACGAUGAGGAGAUCAUGUCAGGCUGGUCUCCCGACGAUUCGGAACUGAAGUCCCGGUGCAACUUUUGUGGAAACUCAUUCGUACCCAAUCUGAAGGUUGUGAUUCGUGAGUUUUCCGAGACAUUGCCCGAGUCAUGGUACUACAGGAGAGCUCCGUCCGCGUUUGACAGUCCUGUGGCAUCUGACAGCUCCCUGUCCGGAAAGUUGGACGGCGAAGGCAACGCACGCCUUCUGAAGGUAGGUUCUGGUGUCGCGACGACUAGUGGCCACAAAUCGUUGUGCAAAAGCGACUCUUCGCUGAACGUCGCCGACUGUUCCAGUCGUGGUUUUAUUCAUCACAACAGUGUUCGCUUCGAACCAAACGGUCAGGCGGCGAAUGCAACCGCUGUUUCAAGCAAAAGCCAUGAUUCUCGUGGUGCUAAACCUGACCUGUGGCGUAAUGAUUCGGACAAGCGCGUUGAUGUCAGUAACAUAGUGUCGAUCACCGUUCCUUACUUAAGUCCGAUCGUGCUGAGGAAGGAGUUAGAGAAUAUAAUCAUCUCGGAAGGAGACGGUGUGCUGACCAACGAGAGCUUCCUCGAACGACACCCGAUUGUCUACUGGAACAUGGUGUACGUAUUUCAGAGGAUCUGCGUACCGUCGCACUUGCUCACCUGGAUACCGAACUUUUAUCUCAAGGACUUGAGGGCUCGCGGCAUUGCCGCUGAUCAGCUCCCGGAUCUGUCGAAGUCAAAGCGGCGGGUGCCGCUCGUUCGUUGCGUCUACGAACUGCCGAUCUGCCGGGAAGACAGCUCCGACAUGACGCCCCUGUUCCUCACCCCGUCGGUGCCGCCGCAGCGCGAAUGCAACUCUUCCUCUUUAGUGCAAGCCUUGUUCAUCGAAAACCGGGUCGUUUACAAAACGCUUCGCCAGCAGAUAUUGGAUUACCUGUCGGCGCAGAACCUUCAUAAGCCGAUUCAGCUGCUGCUCAAUGAGCACCGUAAGGUGUCUACGCCGUGGGACGAUUUCGACCACGAGUACCGCGUCGCUUUCGGCAAACUGCCUCCAAAGAUAGCGGCCAUGUUACCGGCGUACGACCGACCCCCUUCGUUCGCCGUUACCGCUUGUCGUAAGGUGUUUAUGCCACUGGAUGUAUGCUGA
Molecule: messenger RNA, 1707 nt
Organism: Soboliphyme baturini
Lineage: Eukaryota; Metazoa; Nematoda; Enoplea; Dioctophymatida; Soboliphymatidae
Source: the annotation of a GenBank genome assembly